UCCGUUGCUGCUGGAAUCGAACUGUGAUGGUCCAUACGAGUCUACGACCAUCGUAUAAAAGAGAGAAUUGUCCGAGUCCACGCGAUUGAGAAGCACGCUAGGCACUGGACUAACGCGGACAUAAUGGUUUUCAAUUCUUACAUAUGGUGUACGUCGCAUAAAAUGAAAAUUCAGUGGGGAUCGUUUGAAAGCCCCGGUGAAGUCGAUGGAGAUUAUUUAGAAGCGCAACGAAUCUAUGAGAUGGCUGUGAAGACUUGGUCGGAUUGGUUGGAAACUCGUGUCAAUCGCACCAAGACCAGAUUGUUUUUCGUUAGCUUCUCACCCACUCAUGAACGGGCCGAAGAAUGGGGGAAGCCUGCAGACCAAAAUUGUUACAACGAAACCGAGCCAAUUUCGAAAGAAGGGUAUUGGAGACGCGGAUCAGAUCCUAAAAUGAUGGGAAUUGAUUCUAAAAUGACGUGAAUCGUGGAGAAAUCAGUAUUCGAAUUACGGAAAAAAGGUGUGGAGAUACAAAUUCUCUACAUAACACAGCUCUCAAAGUACCGAAAAGACGCUCAUUCUUCAAUUUAUAGGAGGUACUGGAGUCCUCUUACCAAAGAACAGUUAGUGAAACCUCAGACCUAUGCAGAUUGUAUGCAUUGGUGU
This is a messenger RNA of Rhododendron vialii, 645 nucleotides long. Its product is annotated as protein trichome birefringence-like 34. NCBI's taxonomy places the organism in Eukaryota, Viridiplantae, Streptophyta, Magnoliopsida, Ericales, Ericaceae. Bases 124 to 462 code for a protein of 112 amino acids. Gene Ontology annotation, cellular component: Golgi apparatus. The transcript has 3 exons. The record is from RefSeq and is a predicted model, not a curated record. Gene Ontology annotation, molecular function: O-acetyltransferase activity.